This is a messenger RNA of Penicillium maclennaniae, 2970 nucleotides long. Its product is annotated as serine/threonine protein kinase. The record is from RefSeq and is a predicted model, not a curated record. The transcript is spliced from 2 exons. NCBI's taxonomy places the organism in Eukaryota, Fungi, Ascomycota, Eurotiomycetes, Eurotiales, Aspergillaceae. Gene Ontology annotation, biological process: intracellular calcium ion homeostasis; calcium ion transmembrane transport. Gene Ontology annotation, cellular component: membrane. The coding region runs from base 1 to 2970 and encodes 989 amino acids. Gene Ontology annotation, molecular function: calcium ion binding; calcium channel activity.
AUGAGGAGUCGCUUAGGGAUCAAUGCCAAGCGGUCUUCCAAUCACCGAUUCGAGCAGAUUCCGGAUCUGCCUCACGACAAGAUGAACCCCAACGAUGCGACUAUCGACAUUCCUUUGACCGAGACCGUUAGCAGGAGCCAGAAUGGCGCCCGCAAAUGGGGCUCCCAUUCCAACACUACCGCCGCGGAGGAUGGGGAAAAGGCUCCUCUUCACACUGGCCCGGGCAAACGUCGUCGCACCGAAAUCAAUGAGAUGACCGGUAAAGCGGCUGCCUCGCCGGAGGACGGUUCUAUCAACAGACUGGGUCGCAUCUACCAGGCCAUCUACAAUUUUUCUAUCGUCACUCGUUACAUGAUCUACGUCAUUCCCCUCGGUCUUUUGAUUGCUGUUCCCAUAAUUGUGGGCGCCACGGUUGCGCAGGACGCUUACAUUGGUGGUGUCCACCUUUACUGGUUCUUCACUUGGGUUGAGGUUGUUUGGGUCAGUCUGUGGGUGUGCAAGAUCUUCACCAAGUUCAUUCCCUAUGUUUUCCAGACUCUUUGUGGUUUUGUCAGUUCGGGAACUCGCAAGUACGCUCUCAUUCUGCGCUCCCUCGAGGUCCCUAUUACCAUUGUACUUUGGUGUGUAAUCUCGCUAGUGACCUUCCUUCCGAUCAUGCGAUAUGGAGUUGAUAAUAGCACCGCCGUUGAAUCCUGGGAGAAGAGCAUCAAGAACAUCCUCUUUGCGUUGCUUGUCUGCAGUUUGAUCUUCCUCGCCGAGAAGGCUCUUGUUCAGCUCAUCUCCAUUAGCUAUCACCGAAAGCAGUUUGACUCCAAGAUCAAGCAGUCCAAGCGCAAUGUCUAUCUCGUCGGUCUCCUCUUCGAAGCUUCGCGCAACAUGUUCCCCAUGUACUGCCCCGAGUUUAUUGACGAGGACACCACCAUACUUGAUCCCUUUCUGGGCCAGGUUGGUGGCAGCAGUCAGAGCAAGCACAGCUCAGUGAUGCCCCUGCGCAUGAUUCAGAAUGUCGGUCGUCAAGUCGGACAGAAUGUCGGCCGCAUUGGUGACAAGGUUACUGCCGCCUUUGGCAACGUCGCUUCCGAACUCACAGGCAAGCAAGGGUUCAACUCGGCCGCUACCCAUUCCGUUGUUAUCCAGGCUCUGGAGCGGAAGCGUUGCGCUGCAGCUAUGGCUCGGCGUAUCUGGAUGUCCUUUGUCAUGGAGGGCCGCGAGUCUCUCUAUCUGGAGGAUAUUAUCGAGGUUCUGGGACAUGAACAUGAGGCCGAGGCUGAGGAGUGCUUUGCUUCGCUGGACAAGGACGGCAAUGGUGAUAUCUCUUUGGACGAGAUGAUCCUAACCAUCACCGAAUUUGGUCGCAUGCGUAAGUCUCUGAACAGCAGUAUGCACGAUGUUGACCAGGCUAUUCGCGUUCUGGACAAUCUGCUGCUUUCUGUUGCCUCCCUUGUCGGUGUUCUUGUCUUCAUUUCUUUCGUCACUACUGGAUUUGGUACCGUCAUUGCCGCUGGUGCUACUUCGCUGCUGUCUCUGUCUUUCGUCUUCUCAACCACAUGUCAAGAGGUACUCGGUUCGUGCAUUUUCCUGUUUGUCAAGCACCCCUUCGACAUUGGCGACCGCGUCGAAAUUUCCGACAAGUCGUACGUUGUCGAGCGCAUUUCUCUGCUGUUUAGUGUUUUCCGCAACGUCGGUGAUCAUCGCGUCACUCAGGUGCCCAACAACAUCCUGAACAGUCUGUGGGUCGACAACUUCACUCGAGCCAAUGCAAUGCACGAGCAGCUCUCUGUUCCUGUCGCAUUUGAUACGUCCUUCGCCGAGAUCCAGGCUUUGCGCGAGGAAAUGGAGUUGUUCGUCCGCGACAAGGAGAAUUGCCGUGACUUCCAGCAGGAUAUUGACGUUGAGGUGGUCGGUGUCGGUGACAUGGAUAAGCUCGAGCUUCGUGUCGACAUCCGUCAUAAGUCCAACUGGUCCAAUGAGACUGUCCGUGCCGCUCGUCGCUCCAAGUUCAUGUGUGCUUUGGUUCUCGCUGUGCGCAAGGUCCGCAUCCGUGCUCCUGGUGUCGCCGCCCCCGAAGAGGAGGAGAAGAUGGAUGAGGGCGGUGAUGAUGACAAGGGUGACAACCCUGGUGUCGAAGCUGCUGCUGGCGAUCGCAAGUCUUCGCAGACUACUGGCUUGGCUGCUCCUGCUGCCGCUGCUACGGCAGCGAACGACACGCUAUAUCCCAACACUGCUGCAGCGACGGGCUUUGAACAGAACCGCUCUUCGGGUACCGUCUCCCAUCGCGGAUCCAGCGCCAUGCAGCGUGAGGCCGCCAUCGCCGACCGUCUGAACGCCCGCUCACCUGCUGUCGACAUUGGCCGCGAAGAGCAGACUGAAGGCCCCCACCGCACGGUCACCCGCGCCUCCAGCCAGGGCCGCCUAAGUGUCCACAGCUCAGUCUCCAACAACGCGCCAUACCGCGGCCUCUCGACCGGCCAUCGCAAGGCCGGUCUGCGCGCCUCAUAUAACGACGGAGAGGUCCCUAUGCCCCCGCCCCUCUCCACUGUGCAAGGAGGCAUGACCCCAUCCAACAGCGAAGUUCCCAUCCUUAGCCACCCUGCACCUCCAGGUUCUCGUGGUAGCGCCCGCUACGAGCCUCCCAAUCAGGCCGCCACACUCCCUAUCAUCGGCGCGCCCGAGCCCGACAACUACCACCCUUACUACAACCAAGACACAUCCUACGAGCCCACAACCCUGACUGGGGAGGCUCAACCUUUCUCCGGCUUGACCGAGUCAUCCUCGCACUACGAGGUCCAAGAUCGUUAUGACCCUGUCUCGCCCCCCUCCAUCUACUCGCCGCAACCUCCCCGACCUGCUGCCUUCUCCCCUGCGACUCAGCCCCAAGAUACCAACACGAACCCCACUCACCGUUCCUCGUUUAUCUCACGGACGCUGAAGCGUGACAAGGACAAGUCCCAGAGUGAUGGCGAAGCGUGA